CGAUGCUGAAUGAUGAUAAAGAAAAAUGAGCGCCAUACCAUUUCACCUUGCCACAUACUGGUCAGGGUCUUUAACUCGUUUCGUGUUUUAUUUCUCAUCCGUCCGUUCGGCGUCCGCUCAAACGUGUUUUCAAAAUAUCACUUGUUCUCGUCAUUGCUAUACCGAAUACCGACGUUGUCGUAAUAAUACUAUAUACACAUGGCCUACUACAGGAAUGUUGAAUUCUAAUUCGUUUUUUUACGUCCUACUAAGUGGUUUUUUCAACAGAAUAAAUUAUUUAUACAUUUUUACUUUUAACAUGUUUUUGCUGUAGUGAAACUGGUGAAAGCAAUCCGGUUGAUUCGAUCGUUCAGAUCUCUUAGCUUCAGAAUCAAAUCGAAUUAAGUGUCACAUUAAAACCAUGCAAAACAUUAUCAACACCGUUAAAGGUACUGCACUAGGAGUCGCUGGAUUAUUAACUCCAGUCCUAAAGGAAUCAAAAUUUAAAGAUACAGGAGUAGUUACCCCAAAUGAAUUUGUUACUGCUGGCGACCAUUUAGUGCAUACAUGUCCAACCUGGGAAUGGGCUUGUGGUGACGAAUGCAAGAUUAAAUCUUAUUUGCCAAAAGACAAACAAUAUCUGAUUACAAGAAAUGUUCCCUGUUUACGUCGAUAUAAACAAAUUGAGAACUGUGAAAUCCUUGAGAAUAUUGUUGAAUUGGAAGAAGGAAAUGAAGGAUGGGUUGAGACUCAUCAUUUUGAUUCUUCACUUUUGUCUUUUAAUGAAAAAAUAUCCAAAAUAUCACACGAAGAAAAUAAGGAAGGUCAAAACAAUGGUAAUCAAUUUUCCAACAUAAUGACCCAUGAAAAUCAAAUUAUAAAAACUUGUAAUUUCUAUACUAAAAAUAAUAGUAUAGGUGAUGAUGAAGAUGAUGAUGACGAUGAAGGUGAAGCAAUAGAUAUGGAUGCGUUUGUAGAAAGUGGUUUACUGGAAGAUGAUUCGGCAACCGUUUAUUCAACACAAAAAGAAAGAAAACAAUUAACAAGCACAUCUACUGAUGAAAUAUUAAAAACCCGAACAUAUGAUUUACAUAUAACAUAUGAUAAAUUUUAUCAAACACCAAGAUUGUGGAUUUAUGGUUAUAAUGAAGUAAGAAUUCAACAUUGUUCUUAA
Rhopalosiphum padi (bird cherry-oat aphid) is the source of this 1153-nucleotide messenger RNA. RefSeq names its product ubiquitin-like-conjugating enzyme ATG3. The coding region runs from base 401 to 1153 and encodes 250 amino acids. The record is from RefSeq and is a predicted model, not a curated record. The transcript has 5 exons. NCBI's taxonomy places the organism in Eukaryota, Metazoa, Arthropoda, Insecta, Hemiptera, Aphididae. Gene Ontology annotation, biological process: nucleophagy; autophagosome assembly; autophagy of mitochondrion. Gene Ontology annotation, cellular component: cytoplasmic ubiquitin ligase complex; cytosol. Gene Ontology annotation, molecular function: Atg8-family ligase activity.